GACCUAUGGGAAGGACGUCAUAUGACAGGUUGUGAGGAAGAGACAACAUUAGUACUUGACUUUUUUCGCUUUCGCUACAUUUGGCAUUCAGUUGGUUGAAUGGAAACAACAAAUGCCGUACAGUCGAUCCAAGAUUUUACACCAUCUUGUGCUGCUUCAUGCAAAUGUAAAGGAUAUCAGGAUGUAAAAGAAGACAGCAUACAAACUGAAACCAAAGUACAAGGUCAUGGACCCAGACUGUCCAAAGCUAACCUCUUCACCCUGCUGAGUCUUUGGAUGGAACUGUUCCCCAGGGAGGAAAAAGAAGACAGAAAUGAGAAUGAGAUUGUAGCUCAGACGCGGAGUACAGGUCUGGUGGUGGUCCGGGACCAGAGGGUGUUGGGUCUCCAUUGCUCCGGUUCUGAGCUCCAUGCUGGGCAGGUAGCUGUGAUCAGACAUGGGCCCAAGCUGGCUGCUUCAGAACUCUACUUUUCUAGGAAACCCUGUGCCACCUGCCUCAAGAUGCUCAUCAAUGUUGGGGUAAGCCGCAUCUCUUUCUGGCCUGGCGAUCCGGAGUUUAGUCUGUUGGUGGGGGGAUGUAACGGGAUGGACUCCAUUUCCCAAGAAGCAGUGCUGGAUGCCAUCGCGUCAGAGAAGCUCAAGUCUAACAGCCGGCCUCACAUCGGUGUGGCAAUGCAGCCCCUGGCCCUUAGCUUCCAGCAGUUCGUGAUGGAGACCUCUAGUGGGUGUGAAUUCAUGGGGAGGAUAUCAGAGGACUGCCCUGACCUGGACAUUGGGGACUUGUUCCAUAGGCAGAUGAAACAGAACAUGGACACUUUCUCCAGAGAGUUCCUCAUCUUACAAGAACAGCGCCACCGUGACAUUCUCGCCACAAUAGGUCUUGAGAACUUCUGCAUGGAGCCAUACUUCUCCAACCUGCGCCAGAACAUGAGAGAGCUGGUUAGGGUUCUGGCCUCUGUAGCUGCCAGUGUGCCUCUUCUCCAGCAUGGCUUCUAUAGGAAGGACCCCCAGCCUACCGCUUCAGAGUCGGUCCAACCUCCCGGGGUCUCUCAGGAGACUGCCAGACACUGCACAAUACAGGCCAGGCUAUUGGCCUACAGAACAGAGGACUCUAAGAUCGGGGUCGGUGCUGUCAUUUGGGCAGAGGGAAAAUUUGGUGGCUGUGACGGCACUGGACGUCUGUACCUUGUGGGUUGUGGAUACAAUGCCUAUCCUGUGGGCUCAGAGUAUGGAGAGUACCCCCAGAUGGGCAACAAGCAGCAAGACCGCAAGAGGAGGAAAUAUCGCUACAUCAUCCACGCUGAGCAAAAUGCACUCUCCUUCAGGAGUGCCGAGAUCCGAGAGGAAGAGAACACUAUGCUGUUUGUGACUAAGUGUCCGUGUGAUGAAUGCAUACCUCUGAUCCAAGGAGCUGGGGUCAAGCAGAUCUACACUACUGACCUGGACAGCGGCAAAGACAAGGGAGACAUCUCCUACCUCAGAUUCAGCGGCCUCAGAGGAGUGUUGAAGUUCAUUUGGCAGAAGACAUCUCUAACAAGGUGUGCCUCUGAACAUGCUGGUCCUCAUCUAGCCAACGGAUGUGUGGGGAAGCACAGAAGACAGGCUGAACAGGAACCCUACUGUAAUAAGAGGCCGCGGUCAGCAAUGACUGAAGACCAUACUCCCUGUUUGUUGAACAAUGGUCUGGGUCCUUUGGCAUCCAGUCCGGUUUCACCGGACUAAAAUCUCCAGGUCCUGGUUUGGAAUACCUGGUAACACUUUGGAAUGGAAACCCUUCAUUUGUCUAGUCACAUACAGAUCAGUAAUUCCUUUAAACAAGCAAGGACAGUAUAAGGAAGGAUGCACUUUAACAACCUUGGGUGAUUUGUUCUACUAAUUGGUCUUUUAACCGCUGACAUUGUAAUGACCAAUAGUUUUCAAAAACAAAUUACAUGUAGAUGGAGUUCAAAAUGCAUGGCUUGUAUGUAUAAGAGAACUGUAAAUGUGAUCUAAUUGUUUGUCUUAGAGACUUUUAAAUUAAACUCGGGAAAAGGGUACUGAUUGCGGCUCUAAGUAUAAAAAGGUUCUUCCAGCACAACAAAACAUGGCCCAGAUUUGAGGUAACUGGCUCUGUUGUAAUUUUAAGUUAGAAUAGUAUUGUAUAGACAGAGACCCACAACCAAAUAUUAAAGGGGCCAUGUGUAUGCCUUUUUACUGUGCUACAAUGGCAUAAAUACAAUCAUAAAUUACCAGAAGACCUCUCCACAAAAUAGUUCCUUUUGCCUGAGAUAUUCCCCAUUUUAACGUUCUCACCAGUCUGUCUACUAGUCUCUUCAUACUCGCGUUAGGCACUUGUUUAUAACAAAACAAAGGAAACAACAUAGGCAUUUCUACUCUUUAUUGGUGAUGUUGUACAGUAGCAUCAAUGGGGAAAACACAUGGCUGUUUUUUUCAAAUUAAGUCCCCUGGUUGACUUGUCAAAAUGUUUAACCAAAUAUAGUUGAUCAUUUUAGUCAAGUAAAAUGGUUUAUCCAAAGUUGAUGUUACUGAUUUGGCUACGCUGCAUUUUCUUUUUGAUGUGAAUCUCAUUUCUAUGGCUGAGUUUAAAUAGGCAGCCCUACUCAUAUCACCACUGCAUAAGGUCUGUUGUAAUUAUUCAUACCAAAAAAAUAAUAAACAAAUUCAGACAACCUCCACCUCCUAUCAAUUUGGAAAAUAUUUGGUGUGCCUUUGGUGGUCCAUCGACAGCACUGAUCAAUUACCACUCAUCAGAUACUGCUACAGUAUUCAGAGUCAGGGUAUGCUAAAGAUUCUUCAAUAUAUUUUAAACAUUUUAGCAGAAGCAAUUGUUUUGGUUGGAAAUUGCAGAGCUUCUUUAACUGCAGUCCUGUAGCCAAAUCUUCUAUUUAAA
Molecule: messenger RNA, 2890 nt
Organism: Esox lucius (northern pike)
Lineage: Eukaryota; Metazoa; Chordata; Actinopteri; Esociformes; Esocidae
Gene: cdadc1
Product: cytidine and dCMP deaminase domain containing 1
Exons: 10
Coding region: 100-1722 (540 amino acids)
Biological process (GO): dTMP biosynthetic process; dUMP biosynthetic process
Cellular component (GO): cytoplasm
Molecular function (GO): zinc ion binding; dCMP deaminase activity
Source: RefSeq, a predicted model, not a curated record